CCCUCUUGGCAUGAGCCGGACGCGGCGUCCGUUGCAGGACUAGGGCGCCGACAUGAACCUGCAUCAGGUGCUGACGGGCGCCGUGAACCCCGGCGACCACUGCUUCUCGGUGGGCAGCGUCGGCGACCAGCGCUUCACGGCUUAUGCAUCUGGAUGUGAUAUUGUAAUACUGGGAAGUGAUUUUGAAAGGUUACAAAUAAUCCCAGGAGCUAAGCAUGGAAAUAUUCAAGUGGGAUGUGUGGACUGUUCAAUGCAACAAGGCAAGAUUGCAGCAUCCUAUGGAAAUGUUAUCUCUGUUUUUGAACCAAUCAACCUACCAAAGCAAAAGAAAAACUUGGAAUUAUAUAGUCAAUGGCAGAAAAGUGGCCAGUUUUUCUUGGAUUCAAUAGCACACAACAUAACGUGGGAUCCUGUAGGCAACCGUCUUUUAACUGGUUCUAACUGCUUGCAACUUUGGUCCAAUACGAACUUGGAAAAACCAGCUGAAGAUGAAAAUCUAGAUAAAUCCAGUCUUAAUUUUGGGGAUUGGAGAUGCAUUUGGCAUUGCAAAACUGCUUCCCAAGUACAUUUAAUGAAAUUUUCACCAGAUGGAGAAUUUUUUGCCACUGCUGGAAAGGAUGAUUGUCUUUUAAAGGUGUGGUAUAAUGUAGAAAACUGGCGGACAUCUGUUACCUCUCCAGAUGGAAGUUCAGAAAAACAGCCCCAAGGAGAAAUGGACUUUUCUUUUGUUUAUCUGGCCCAUCCUCGAGCUGUAAAUGGAUUUUCCUGGCGUAAAACAAGCAAAUAUAUGCCUAGGGCAUCUGUCUGUAAUGUACUGUUGACCUGCUGCAAAGAUAAUGUAUGUCGACUAUGGGUAGAGACAUUUUUACCAAAUGAUUGUCUGCUGUACGGAGGUGACUGCAACCAUUGGACUGAACCUAUUAACUUAACAAAUAACUUCAAGAGAAAUGCUUCCAGUAAAGAGCGGGUUCAAAAUGCUUUAGACGUAAAUCUGAGACACUUUCGUAGAGGUCGGAGGAGAUCACUUGCACUUGUAGCACAUACUGGCUACCUCCCACAUCAGCAGGAUCCUCAUCAGGUCCACAGGAACACUCCGCUGCAUGCCAAUGCACUUUGCCACUUUCACAUCGCAGCCAGCAUCAAUCCAGCCACAGACAUUCCGCUUCUUCCUUCUAUUACGUCUCUAAGUCUAAAUGAAAAUGAAGAUAAGAGUGGUCCUUUUGUGGUGCACUGGCUAAACAAUAAGGAGUUGCAUUUUACUUUAUCAAUGGAAGUGUUUUUGCAGCAACUUAGAAAAACUUUUGAACAGCCACCUUCUGAUGCCAAUGUAGAAGACUCAAACCAAACAGACGCAAGAUCCGAUGAAGAAAUAGAUGAUGGUGUUGAUGAUAUGAAAGUAAAUCCUGAAAAGAAAGAAUCGAGUGGUGACAAGAUAGCACCAAACUCAAGUUUUAUACCAUUGCCAUCAGCUGCUAUUAAUCAUCAGAUUGAAGUACUUCUAUCUGAAUGGAGUAAAAAUGCAGACAUGCUAUUCAGUAUUCAUCCCAUGGAUGGUUCUUUGCUAGUUUGGCAUGUGGAUUGGCUGGAUGAAUACCAGCCUGGUAUGUUUCGCCAAGUACAGGUGUCCUUUGUUUCCAGAAUUCCUGUAGCUUUCCCUACAGGUGAUGCAAACUCUCUCUGUAAAAGCAUAGUGAUGUACGCCUGUACCAAGAAUGUGGACUUGGCUAUUCAGCAAGGAAAGCAAAAACCUUCUGGGCUCACACGUUCCACAUCAAUGCUGUUCUCUUCUGGUCACAGUAAAUCAACUAACAGUUUAAAAUUAAGUAUUUUUACCCCUAAUGUUAUGAUGAUUUCGAAGCAUGCUGAUGGCUCUCUUAAUCAGUGGCUGGUCAGUUUUGCCGAGGAAUCUGCUUUCUCUACUGUUCUCAGUAUUUCCCACAAAUCCAGAUACUGCGGCCAUCGUUUUCAUCUUAAUGAUUUAGCCUGCCAUUCAGUAUUACCAUUAUUGCUGACUACAUCACACCAUAAUGCAUUAAGAACACCUGAUGUUGAUAAACAGAAGCAACCCUGUGACGCCGCAAAUAUUGAAGAACAUUCUUUGGAACAACAGAAUACAAAUACCAUUGAUACGGCAUUUCAGGACCCUAAUGCAGUUUAUAGUGAACUUAUUCUCUGGAGAGUUGAUCCUGUUGGACCAUUAUCUUUUUCUGGAGGCGUGUCUGAGCUUGCCCGGAUUAAUUCUCUUCAUGUAUCUGCAUUUUCCAAUGUGGCAUGGUUGCCCACACUUAUACCAAGUUAUUGUCUAGGUGCCUACUGCAAUUCUCCUAGUGCAUGCUUUGUAGCAAGUGAUGGGCAAUAUUUGCGAUUAUAUGAAGCAGUUAUUGAUGCCAAGAAACUUCUGUAUGAGCUUUCCAACCCUGAGAUAUCUAAAUAUGUUGGUGAAGUGUUUAACAUUGUAAGUCAACAGUCAACAGCCAGGCCAGGAUGCAUCAUUGCAUUAGAUCCCAUUACCAAACUUCAAGGCAGAAAAACCCACUUGCUUCAUGUUUUUCAAGAAGACUUCAUUUUAAAUAAUCUUCAGAAGAAAAGUCUGGGAAAAGACAACAUAUUAUCUGAAGCAGGUGACUCAUCUAACAGAUUUUCUGAAAAGUUUUACCUAAUUGUAAUUGAGUGCACUCAAGACAAUCGUUCAUUGUUACACAUGUGGAAUUUACAUUUAAAGUCCAUACCUGUCUCACUAGAUGAAAAAGUAGAUACAAAAAUACCUGAAGCAGUUUGGCAGCCAGAAGAUCAUUAUUCUUCUUCUCCAGAGAAGAUAUUGUGUCCCUUCUCACAGAAGUAUCAGGCUUGCAAAGCAAAUCUCCAGAGUACUAGCAAAUUGACUCUGUCUUCAGAACUGGUUUAUAGUCAAGAGUUGAAUUUGCCAGAAGGAGUGGAGAUAAUAAGUGUUAAGCCAUCAGCAGGACACCUGAGUUCUUCUUCCAUAUAUCCUAUAUGUAGCGCUCCUUAUUUAUUGGCUACUUCAUGCUCAGAUGAGAAAGUGAGAUUCUGGAGAUGCAGAGUCACAGAUGCAGAGUCUGCCACAUCGAAGAAUGGGACAGUGGACUUUGUAUAUAUUUGGGAAGAAUGGCCCUUACUUAUUGAAGAUGGACUUCAGAGUAAUAGUAGCAUAACUGUACCUGGUAGGCCUAUCGAAGUUAGUUGUGCACAUACAAAUCGUUUAGCAGUAGCAUAUAAGCAGCCUACAUCUAAUAGUAGGUCUUCUCAGGACUUCAUGAUGCAUGUAAGUAUUUUUGAAUGUGAGUCUACAGGAGGCUCAUGUUGGAUCCUUGAACAAACAAUUCAUUUAGAUGAGUUAAAUACAGUGUUGGACUCUGGUAUUAGUAUUGAUAGCAAUUUGGUGGCCUAUAAUAAACAAGAGGUGUAUUUAUCCAGUAAAGAGAGUAUCACAUCAAGCACAAAGCAUUUAGUUCACUUAGACUGGAUGUCUAGAGAAGAUGGUUCUCAUAUCCUGACUGUAGGAAUUGGAUCAAAACUUUUUAUGUAUGGACUUCUCGCUGGCAAAGUACAAGAACAGACUGGUAAGGAAAAUCUUGUGUUUCCUCUCUGGGAAAGUACUAAACUCGUGCCACUUUCUAAGUUUAUACUGCUACGAAGUGUGGAUUUGGUUUCUUCUGUUGAAGGCUCCCCACCUUUCCCUGUUUCUUUAUCAUGGGUUCGGGAUGGCAUCCUUGUGGUAGGAAUGGAUUGUGAAAUGCAUGUAUAUUCCCAGUGGCAGCCAUCUCUUAAACAAGAACCUAUUGUAACAGAUUCAUACAAUGGCAGCACGCCCUCUUUAACAAGUUUAAUAAAACAGAGUAACUCAUCAAGUUCUGGAUUACAUCCUCCAAAGAAAACUCUGACUCGGUCCAUGACCAGUCUUGCACAGAAAAUCUGUGGAAAGAAAAGUGCAUUUGAUUCUUCUAUGGAUAUAGAAGAUUCGGGUCUUUUUGAAGCAGCUCAUGUAAUUUCCCCAAUUUUACCUCAGUACCAUCCCUUGCAGCUUUUGGAACUCAUGGAUCUUGGUAAAGUUCGAAGAGCUAAGGCAAUCUUGGCACAUCUUGUCAAGUGCAUCGCUGGAGAAAUUGUUGCUCUCAAUGAAACUGAGUCCAAUCAUGAACGCCGCCUGAGGUCUCUCACAAUCAGUGCUAGUGGCAGCACUACCAGAGACCCUCAGGCAUUCAACAAAAGUGAAAAUACAGAUUACACAGAAAUAGAUUCUGUCCCUCCACUUCCUUUGUAUGCCUUACUUGCAGCAGAUGAUGACACCUCUUACUCAUCUUUGGAGAAGUCUAGUAAUCAGAGUACCUUAAAUAACUCAAACCAGUUAAAAAAAGCAAGUUAUGAUGACCUUUUUCAAAUAUCCUCUUUAACAACUGAUAGUCAUGUGUUGGAAACAGAUGAAGAAGAUACAAAGCCCAAAGUUAUUGACCUUUCGCAAUACAGUCCAACUUACUUUGGCCCUGAGCAUGCUCAGGUUCUUUCUGGCCAUUUACUUCAUUCUAGUUUACCAGGACUCAGCCGGAUGGAGCAGAUGUCCUUGAUGGCCUUGGCAGAUACGAUUGCAACCACCAGCACUGAUAUUGGAGAAAGCAGAGACCGAAGCCAAGGUAAAAAUUAAGUUGAAGGGUGGGAAGAUGGAUUAUUAUUGUGUACUAUUGUUUAUGUUUCUUACAAGCAUCUUUUACCUUCAGGCCUUUCUACCAGUAAUUUUGCCUGGGCAUUUCACUCUGUAGCAGAAGAAGAACUGCUGAACAUGUUGCCAGCAAUGCAGAAAGAUGACCCCACGUGGUCUGAGCUAAGAGCAAUGGGUGUGGGUUGGUGGGUCCGGAAUAACCGCAUCUUGCGCAAAUGCAUAGAAAAGGUGGCCAAAGCAGCCUUUCUCAGAAAGAAUGAUCCCUUAGAUGCUGCCAUUUUUUACCUUGCAAUGAAAAAGAAAGCUGUGAUUUGGGGAUUAUAUAGAUCCCAAAAUGACACCAAGAUGACAAAGUUUUUUGGACAUAAUUUUGAGGACGAGCGGUGGCGCAAAGCAGCUUUAAAGAAUGCUUUUUCCUUGUUAGGCAAACAAAGAUUUGAACAUUCUGCAGCAUUUUUCCUCUUAGCUGGUUGCCUUAGAGAUGCAAUUGAGGUAUGUCUUGAGAAACUGAAUGACAUUCAGUUGGCUCUUGUAAUAGCAAGACUCUUUGAGUCUGAAUUUGAUACAUCUGCAACAUAUAAAUCUAUUUUACGUAAAAAAGUUUUGGGAAUUGAUUCUCCUGUCAAGGAACUCAAUUCAUUACACAUAGAUAUGAAUCAUGAUCCUUUCCUUCGGAGUAUGGCAUAUUGGAUUUUAGAAGAUUAUAGUAGUGCUCUGAAAACACUAAUAAAGCAACCUAUCAAAGAGAAUGAUGAUCAGGUCAUGAUGUCAGCCUGUAAUCCUGCUGUCUUUAAUUUCUACAAUUAUCUAAGAACACAUCCUCUCUUGCUGAGACGCCACUUUGGAUCUUUGGAUGCAUUUUCAACACACAUGAGUUUAACAGGGAAAAGUAGGCUGUCAGGAACAAUUACUUUAAGUGAAAGAAGAUUAUUUUUUACUACUGCCAGUGCACAUUUAAAAGCUGGCUGCCCCAUGUUAGCUUUGGAAGUAUUAUCAAAGAUGCCAAAAGUCAUCAAGAAAAUAAAACCUUUUUGUAGGACAUCUAGCUUUCUGAAUACAAGUAAGGAUUGCUCUCCUUCUUCUCCAUUACUAUUGGAUGCCAGGGAAGAUAAGUCUUCUGCUAUUGAUUGGUCACAAUCAAUGAGUAAUGGAUUUGGAUCUUCUUCAGAGGGUUCCUCAGAGAAACAGUCCAACUCCACUCUUUCUUUUGACUGGAGCCAACCAAGUGUUGUACUUCAGGAUGAUUCUUUAGAGUUAAAAUGGGACAGUGAUAAUGAUGAAGAAAAUGAGGAUCUCCUAGUUUCAAAGAAAGAACUAAAACCUUCACAGAGCAAAAUAAAUAAAGACAUGGAUGGAGUAAGUUCUGGUUACACAGAAUCUCUUAGCACAUUAAAUGAAAAUGACAUUUUAAGUCCUUCAGAAGAUGUCAUUGCAGUUCAGUUAAAAUUUAGAGCAUGUUUAAAGAUUCUUACAGUAGAACUCCGUACUUUAUCUACUGGUUAUGAAAUUGAUGGUGGAAAGUUGCGUUAUCAGCUAUAUCACUGGCUUGAAAAAGAAGUGAUAGCUCUUCAGAGGAUUUGUGACUAUUGUUCAGAUGCUGAAGAAUUGCAGUCAGCACCUAGUGAAAAUGGAGAUGAAUUUGGAUCAAAUGAAGAUACUGAAGAUUUACCACACCAAGCAAAAGUAAAACAACUAAGAGAAAAUUUUCAGGAGAAGAGACAGUGGCUUUUGAAAUACCAGUCACUCCUAAGGAUGUUUCUUAGUUACUGCAUACUGCAUGGAUCCCAUGGUGGAGGUCUUGCAUCUGUGAGAAUGGAAUUGAUACUGCUCUUACAAGAAUCUCAGCAGGAAACACCAGAGCCACUAUUCCCUUGCCCUCUGUCAGAGCAGACCUCGAUCCCCCUCCUUUUUGCUUGUACAGCAAGUGCCAAAACAGUAGUUGCCAAUCCAUUAUUGCACCUUAGUAAUCUAACACAUGAUAUUCUACAUGCCAUAAUAAACUUUGAUUCACCACCCCAUCCUGAUAUCCAAAGCAAUAAAGUGUAUGUAAUGCAUACUUUAGCAGCCUCACUUUCUGCUUGUAUUUAUCAGUGCCUUUGUGGUAGUCAUAAUUACAGUUCAUUACAAACUAAUCAGUUUACUGGAAUGGUGUAUCAGACAGUACUUAUUCCUCAUCGGCAUUCCUUGAAAACAGGAAGUUUAGAUGAAGCAGUAACUCCAAAUACAUCACCAGCCCAAUGGCCAGGAAUAACUUCUCUAAUUCGACUUUUGAAUUCUUCGGGCGAGGAAGCUCAGUCAGGGCUUACAGUCUUGCUCUGUGAAAUCCUCACAGCCGUGUAUCUUAGUCUCUUCAUCCAUGGCUUGGCAACACAUUCGAGUAAUGAACUGUUUCGGAUUGUAGCUCAUCCUCUAAAUGAAAAAAUGUGGUCUGCUACAUUUGGUGGAGGGGCACAUAUUCCCAGCAAAGAACAGAUACACUCAAAAACUUUACAAGUUUCUUCACUGGUAGAAGAAGGAGAGAAACAGAACAAACGUUUUAGAACAUCCAAAAUGUCUUGCAGAGAAUCCACUCCACAGACUUCUUCCUCAUCAACAGUAAACCAGGAGUCAUUGAAUGUCAAAGAGAAGUUCAUCCCACCUGAGCUCAGUAUCUGGGAUUAUUUCAUUGCCAAGCCUUUCCUACCUCCUUCCCAAAGUAGAGCAGACUAUGAUUCAGAAGAGAGUCUUGACAGUGAUGAUGAUGAUGAUGAUGAUGUCUUAGCUUCAGAUUUUCAUCUCCAGGAACAUUCUAAUUCCAAUUCAUAUAGUUGGUCAUUGAUGCGCUUGGCAAUGGUGCAAUUGGUGCUCUCCAAUUUGAAGACUUUCUAUCCUUUUGCAGGCCAUGAUCUUGCAGAGCUUCCAGUUAGUUCACCACUAUGCCAUGCAGUUCUAAAAACUCUUCAAUGCUGGGAACAAGUUCUUCUUCGAAGACUUGAAAUUCAUGGUGGGCCACCUCAAAACUAUAUAGCAAGUCACACCUCUGAAGAGAGUUUGUCUGCUGGCCCUGCAAUUCUCCGCCACAAAGCUUUGCUAGAACCUACAAACACUCCUUUCAAAUCCAAGCACCACCUGGCUCUGUCUGUGAAGCGACUCUGGCAGUAUUUGGUGAAGCAGGAAGAAGUCCAGGAAACAUUUAUCAGAAAUAUAUUCACAAAGAAAAGGUGUCUAAAUGAGUCAUUAGAGGACAACUGUGAAACCAUCAAAAAUUCUAUGAUGAAGGAGCCAAACAUCAAUAAGAUUGAAGCAGAUUUGGGGUAUCCUGGAGGUAAAGCAAGAAUUAUUCACAAGGAAUCUGAUAUUAUUACAGCCUUUGCUGUUAAUAGAGCAAAUAGAAACUGCAUAGCAAUUGCUUCAAGCCAUGAUGUUCAAGAAUUGGAUGUCUCUGGAAUUCUGGCUACACAGAUAUAUACUUGGGUAGAUGAUGAUACCGAAAUGGAAGCCAAAGGAUCAGAAGAUUUCUUGGUUAUCCAUGCACGUGAAGAUUUAACAGCUGUACAAGGUACAACACCAUACACACACAGCAACCCUGGCACUCCAAUCAACAUGCCAUGGCUUGGUAGUACACAGACUGGCAGAGGAGCAUCUGUGAUGAUUAAGAAAACCAUUAAUAAUGUCAGAAGAAUGACUUCUCACCCAACUCUCCCUUACUAUCUCACAGGAGCUCAAGAUGGGAGUGUCAGAAUGUUUGAAUGGGGCCAUUCUCAGCAAAUAACAUGUUUUCGAUCUGGUGGCAAUCCAAGAGUUACCAGAAUGAGAUUUAGCUAUCAGGGAAAUAAGUUUGGAAUAGUUGAUGCGGAUGGAUAUUUAAGUUUGUAUCAGACAAACUGGAAAUGUUGUCCAGUUACUGGAAGCAUGCCUAAACCAUACCUGACUUGGCAGUGUCAUAACAAAACAGCCAAUGAUUUUGUCUUCGUUAGUUCAUCCUCUCUGAUAGCUACAGCUGGUCUUUCAACUGAUAAUAGAAAUGUAUGUCUGUGGGAUACUCUGGUAGCACCUACCAAUAGUUUAGUUCACGCAUUCGCCUGCCAUGAGAGUGGAGCUACUGUUUUAGCAUAUGCUCCAAAGCAUCAGCUACUAAUAUCAGGUGGCAGGAAAGGCUUUACAUAUGUAUUUGACCUUCGACAACAGCAACAGACACAGCUUUUCCAGAGCCAUGAUUCUCCUGUGAAAGCCGUUGCUAUUGAUCCAACUGAAGAGUAUUUUGUUACUGGAUCUGCUGAAGGCAACAUAAAGAUCUGGAGUCUCUCUAACUUUAGUCUUCUCCACACUUUUAUCAAUGAACACGCUCGGCAGUCGAUUUUCAGAAAUAUUGGUACUGGAGUGAUGCAGAUUGAGACAGGGCCAGCAAAUCACAUCUUCUCAUGUGGAGCCGAUGGAACAAUGAAAAUGAGAAUAUUGCCUGAUCAGUUCAGCACAUUAAAUGAAGUGUUCAAAAAUGAAGUGAAAUUUAUACUAUAACGUUUUAAAAAUAAGAUGCUUAAUUUAUUAUCUACUCCAUGGAAGUGACCAACACAUAUAAUGUACAGCUCACUCUCUACCACAAAUAAGCUAAUGCUUUCCUGUUUUUAUACUUAUUUAUGGAGCUUUGCCCUUGAUACACUGAUGCCUUAAAAAUUAACAAGGUCAUUCAGAAUUAGAGUAUAUUGCCUAAAGUAGAAUGUAUAGGUAGUGCUAUAAUAGUACAUAUAUAGUAUAACGAGUAUGUUCUAGUGUUAAAGGAAUUUUGUUUUCUGAUUGUUGAUAAAUCAGAAUCUUCUGCAUAUAUCUUAUCUCUACAUGAAUUUCUUUCCCAGUAAAUACACCUUUUAUCUUAAGGCAGUUGCACAUUAGCUAUCUCUUAAUUUAUCACACUCUCACUCCCUCUAUCAAACACAUACUUCACAUACUCUUCCUGUUAAUGAAAACUGAAAUUUGGGUAAUAAUUAAGAAGAGGAACGUCUGCAUUAAACCUCUCAACCAGCUUAUUAUUAUAUAAUGUUUUUGCUAAUUUUCCCCUUUGGACCUUAAGUUGUAUUAUGUAUACAGAUGUGAUUGUGUGUAUAUAUGUAAUAUAUCUUACACAUUUUAUUUGAGCAUAGUCUGUGUGUGUAUAAGAGAAAACUGCAAGACUUCUCUUUUUUGUGUGCCAUAACAAUUACUGCCACCAGAAUAUAAGAUAUGUAUUUGCAGCUGUUUUUUUUUUUUCAACUUUUUAAAUUUCUAUCCUAAUUUGCAGAUAAACUGCAGGAAAACUUCUGAGAUUAUUAUUAUAAACUGCAUUGAGUCAAGUGUCUUAGCCAGCCAUAACAAUUCUAUGUUGACAUACUUCAAAGUAAGCCUAGAAACUUAUGAAAGGAAGUUCGAGCAUCAAGCAAGACAUUUUACUUUAAUCUGUUCCAUUUUCUGUUAUUAGGUGUUUCUAGUUUCAAAGUUCUAAAAGUCUUUUAGCAGUGUUUUUAGAAACAAAUGUGAAAACAGUCAAAUUGAAUAGAUAGUAUUUACAAAUGUAAAAUAUUUGCCUGAUAUACCAUUAAUAGAAAGAAAACUGAACCUUAUAUUUUAUUAUUUUUGCCAAAAUACAUUAUUUUAUUAUAGAAUAUGACCAAAAAUGUUAAAAAUGCACAAUGCUUUUAACUUAAAUGUGCUAAUAACCAUUUCUGUCUGUUUUGUGCUGUAUAUUUUCUGGUUUAGGAUUAUAGAAAACUUGAUAAAUACUUGAUUUUAACCAAUGAGACCGGAGGCAUAUGGGACUAAGUAUUUGAUGGACAAUUAUAUACUAUUUAGCUUAAAUAAAUAUUUUGUUAAUAGGACUAUAAAAACAUUUUUAUGUAACAAUAUGGACAACUAUUAUCUUGGAAAUUAAAAUGGCAAAUAAAGCAAAGAAAUGAAGGGCUGGUAAAAUGAAUUUUGUAAUAUCCUCAGGAUACUUUUAAAAGUAUAUUGUUAAUGAUUUUGUAAAUUGUACUCAUAAUUUUAAAUGUAUUGAGCAAGUUGCAGUGAAAACACUAUUACUACAUAGAGAGUUUAUCUGCACCUAAUAACCUGUACCUAUAAACUGUGCAAUAACAAUAUGUGACUCGUUUGCCAUGGAGGAAUCUGUGACAGCAUUGCAAAUAACUGUUUGAUGUAAUUAAGCCUAACUUAUUUUUCAGUAACUUCACAAAUCAAGACUCAAAAAUGCUUUAAUUUAAAGACUUUCAAUGAGUUAGGAAAAUUUGUUAUUAUGCUUACUAGAAAAAAGGCAUUGUGGAUAGACAAACAUUUUAAUUGGGGGUUUCUAUGAACAUUACAUUAUGUAAGCCCAUAUGUAUUUACAUUCAGAGUCAUAAUAUUUUAAAUAAACAAUCAUGAAGUGACUU
Erinaceus europaeus (western European hedgehog) is the source of this 11052-nucleotide messenger RNA. RefSeq names its product Dmx like 1 (gene DMXL1). Gene Ontology annotation, cellular component: RAVE complex. Lineage: Eukaryota; Metazoa; Chordata; Mammalia; Eulipotyphla; Erinaceidae. Gene Ontology annotation, molecular function: protein binding. The transcript is spliced from 43 exons. The record is from RefSeq and is a predicted model, not a curated record. Gene Ontology annotation, biological process: vacuolar acidification.